This is a messenger RNA of Radiomyces spectabilis, 260 nucleotides long. RefSeq lists its product as uncharacterized. The record is from RefSeq and is a predicted model, not a curated record. Bases 9 to 227 code for a protein of 72 amino acids. The transcript has a single exon. Lineage: Eukaryota; Fungi; Mucoromycota; Mucoromycetes; Mucorales; Radiomycetaceae.
CGCUUUUCAUGCCGUGGUUUUCAUUUUUAGUUGCAACUACAAUCAUUGGAGACCUCUCAAAAAUCCUAGGCUGUGUGAUAUCUGUAUACAUUCAUACUGCUUUAAAUGACGAAAUGGAGGAAUCACUACAGGAAGCUUUGCAAAUUUUUCUAGUCUUUUUUCUUCGUUCAUGCUAUCAUUUGAAAAAAGAAAGUCAGCCAGGUGUCUGCAACGCCGAAAGUCAGUGAAAGGCUAAAGGGUCUGUGUAACGGCCAUCAGCG